Messenger RNA from Sphaeramia orbicularis (orbiculate cardinalfish), 1144 nucleotides. RefSeq names its product glutamine amidotransferase class 1 domain containing 1 (gene gatd1). Gene Ontology annotation, cellular component: cytoplasm. The transcript has 7 exons. The record is from RefSeq and is a predicted model, not a curated record. Gene Ontology annotation, molecular function: glyoxalase III activity. Bases 138 to 779 code for a protein of 213 amino acids. NCBI's taxonomy places the organism in Eukaryota, Metazoa, Chordata, Actinopteri, Kurtiformes, Apogonidae.
UGUUAUCAUGUGACUACAACUUCCUCUUCGUACUCCUGCUUGAUUUCACCGAUUUUUACCGAAAAUUGCCAAGUUAUUCGAUUGAAAAAAAAAAGAAGUAAAAUAUUUGACGCAGGAGAAAAGUAGAGUUAAAUGAAAUGUCUGCGAAGCCAACUUGUUUGAUAGUGGCGAGUGCCUCUCCUCAAGGGGUGUCAGCAAAGUCAUUCCACCAGUCCUUCAGCCUGUGCACCUCAGCCUUCAACCUCCAGACAGCAACACCUGGGGGGAAGCCUAUAGACUUUGUCGGAGUGGAUGAAAGUACUGCCAGAUGGGUGCAGGAUUUUAAUGUAAAGCCCUACGCAACACCAGCCAAACUUGAAUCAAUAGAUGGAGCUCGAUAUCAAGCGCUGCUCAUUCCAGACUGUCCCGGAGCACUGAAUGACCUGGCACAUAGUGGUUCUCUGCACCGCAUUCUCACACACUUUGUCUCCAACCAAAAGCCUGUGUGUGCUGUAGGCCAAGGGGUGUCGGCCCUUUGUUGUGCCACUGAGGGACAGAAGUGGAUCUUCAGUGGCUACAGUUUAACAGGGCCCUCUGUGUUUGAACUGGUGCGGAGACCUGACUUUGCCAACCUGCCCUUGAUUGUGGAGGACUUUGUGAAAGAUAGUGGUGGAUCCUACACAGCAAGCCAAGAAGAUGCAGUGCACGUCGUCAUAGACAAACACCUAAUUACUGGUCAGAAUAUGCAGUCGACCUCACUCGCUGUAAAUAAUCUAAUCCUGCUUUGUAGCACCAAGUAAAAACAUCUUUACAGCACUGAUGCUUAAGUUUAACAACUGCUAUUUCACAUUUAUAUUCAUGUCAUUAAACAAAAAUUCAUAUUGGAAGAAGCUUGGUCCAAAUAUAUGCUCAUACAACUUCAUUAUGUGUUAAUGUGAAAAUUAUAAACCCAUGAAAACACACAAUCAAAAUGUCUUAGAAAAUGACAUGAAAUAAAACUUGUGGCACAUGAAUCCCUUCAUUCAGCUUUAUACAUAUUGAUGAUCAUGCACCCUCUGUUGUUAAAUCAACAUGUUAUUACUGCACUCUGACUGAAAUGUACACUUUUUUUUGGCUUUUUUUUUUACUGUGACAUCAGAGUAAAUGAAUAAAACAUACUGAAGUA